AUGCAAAGAUUAAUGAAUGGUCACAUCGGGCCGACGGGACUCCCAUUCGCACCAUUCAAUGUGUCCGCUUCUCAACUGACUUCUAGCCAUAUCUCAAAGCCGAUCACAACGAUGUCACAGCACUCGCCACCCGUUCGCGACCACUCCAGAGCCACGUCCGGGUCGUCCAACGGGUCGGGCAAUGGCCAGACGGCGAGACGACCGAAGUGUGCCCGUUGUCGCAAUCACGGCAUGAUCUCGUGGCUAAAGGGCCACAAAAGGCACUGUCGAUUCCGUGACUGCACGUGUGCCAAAUGCAAUCUCAUCGCUGAACGCCAGCGCAUUAUGGCUGCACAGGUCGCGCUUAAGAGACAACAGGCGGCUGAAGACGCCAUUGCGAUGGGUUUGCGAGCGGUGGCCACCGGCGCUCCCGUCAACACUUAUUUACCUCCCGGUCCUAUAUUUGGGAUUCAAGUGACAGAACCCUUAACUGAACUAAAGAAUCGUUUGGAUAAUUCAAUGAAGAAUAACGACAACACAAAUAAUAGCGAAUCCGAUGAUUACGACCAAAACGACAGCGAAAGUGCCAUUGAAGACAACGCGAGCACUGAUAACACAAACUCAAGACUCAAUAACAUCGAGAUUACAGUGAAAAGCCAUUCAUCACAGCAUCAGUCCUGUGAGGAUAUGAAGUCAGAAGAGAAGACACAAAUGACACCAAUUCCUAACCUUUUGCCUCCGCAGUCCCUCUCUGACACACCAUUAGAGCAAACAGUCCUCAUGUCUAGAAGUCCUGUCACCGACUCUAUGAGUCCGCACAACAACUCUGAUCCCAAACUCAGCCAACAGUCCAAAGCCAUCAAAAUCAAUGCAAACAAAUUCAUGAUCCGUAGACACCCCUCAUUGAUCCCAUCGCCGCCGCCUCCGUCACAGACCUCUGGCCUCUCGCACCCAGAGUUGGGUAAUCUUAUUCCCGCAGACUUCAGGCCCGGACGGCUCAGCCCUCUGGACGUUAUCUCACGUAUAUUUCCUCAUCAAAAGCGUUCAGUACUUGAUUUAGUACUUCAGGGCUGUAAUGGAGAUGUAGUCAAAGCCAUCGAACACUUCCUCUCGAUAAACGAUGCAAUGAUUUUGCAUUCAAAUCACACCAAUAGUGGACACAAUUACUCCUCAUUCAGUGAAGCACAUCAACGGAGGCGAGAAAUUGAAGCCAAUAUGAGUCCCAUAUUGGGCUCUAUUAAGUCAGCGUUCACUCCAUUGAGUUCAGGCAUCAGUUUAUCGACUUCUAACUCACUGUUCGGCUCCACACGAAACCCACCGUUAGGACCGCCGCCUCCGCCCAUAUUUCCAAACAUGUUUUCGUCGUCGGGCGCCGCCUAUCACCGGGACUUCGGUGGCUCGCCAUCGAUCGCCCCCUACCCUAACGCGGCUGCGAUUCACUAUUUAUUUCAUCCAAACAACGCGUUUACGGGCGCGUCGACGGGCGGCGGCUCUGUCUGUCCGUCGGGUUGCAGUCAAUGCAGUAAUUCAAUGACAACUGCAGCGGCCGUUAUGUUGCAAAACGGAGGCCCCGAUAGCCCUAACUCUGUGUCCGCCUUCAAAGAGGUUCGCGGAAACGCCGCACACGAGACGGCAGUGGAUCUGUCGACUGAAGCCAGUUCUUGGAGAAGCAGCCCUUCCAGCAGAGGAAGCAAAUGCACCGAUUAA
Molecule: messenger RNA, 1686 nt
Organism: Medioppia subpectinata
Lineage: Eukaryota; Metazoa; Arthropoda; Arachnida; Sarcoptiformes; Oppiidae
Source: the annotation of a GenBank genome assembly